AUGCCUAUUAAAGUCUCGAAUUGCGGUAGAAUCUGGCUCACUGACAACAAUGGAGUCUAUGCCAAGGAGAUCCCAAUAGUAGAUGCAAGCCUACAUCUCGUAGAAAUGCAACGUGCUAUUGUGCAAGCAGAGAACAGAAAGUCCGAAAACGAGUUGGCACUUAGACAAAGGCGCGAGGAGAUAGAAGCAAAGGAAAAGAGAAUUGGAGAGCACCUCGCACAAGCCAAGCGCAGGAUAAACUAUGCAGAAAACAAACUGCUGGAACCGAAUGACCCAACCGAGCAGUUCUGCUCACACGAAAAAGCCACCAAGACCAGACUUCAAGGUCUGGAGAAGGCAAUCUUAAAACGACAGGGACUAGAAAGAGCACAGAUAGGUGAAGAGCAGCUUUUACUGGAACGGCUGAGAGCAGACCUUGAAAAGUUGUUUGAGGUCUUGAAACUGGAAAAGGAAUGCAUGGACAGGGACAGCGCCGAGCUUGCCGACAAGGAGCGUCAAUACAAGGAGCAAAGCGAGCAAGGAAACUUCGCGCAGGAUCUAACAGAAAUCGAUAUCCAGAAACGAAAAGACAAACUGCGAGAGCAACAAGAAACUUUGGCGUGGGAGAGAUUGGACUUUGAACUCAUGAUGAACCAAAGAGGUGAAGAAGCACGGAAGAAGAAUGCCGAAAUCCUAGAAAGAGACCGCAUUACUCAAGAAACUGAAGCUCGAGAAAGAGAGAACUUGCGAGUCGUUGAAGCCAAGUCUGCCCAAGAAGAUGCUAAUCGAAGGCAACAAGAAAUCUGGGACAUGGAAUUUGAAAAGUUGCAAGUCAGAGCAGAACAGUUAAAACAAGACGAGGAAAAAGUCGCUGCCAACCUUGACAAUAUGGCCAUCGUUGAGAAGCAGUCGAAGGAGGUAAAUACCUCACUGACGAAGAUCACAGAAGAGUUUACAAUGUUUCGCAAGGAGGCUCGCAACAGAAUCGACAGUCUAAGGGCAGAACACGAGGCACAAGAUAGAGCAAUUCAAGUAGAGUUGAAGAGCGCCCUUGAAGCUGCUCAAGAAAAGUCGGAGGAGCUGCAAAUUCUACGAACUCAGCUGGUUGAAGAAGACCUCAGGAGAUCUCGAAAUCAUCGUUCUACUGACACCCGCCGACCUCCGAAGGGCAAUGAUUCGCGAUCCACGAACUCGGAUAUUGUCAAGGAUGCCCAGAGCAUAUCGGUAGACAAGAAUCAGGCUUCUAGACCAACUCCCAAUACCACUAGCUCACCAGCGAUCAACGACUUCGUCUUCAUCAGCUCAAAAGACAGUUUCAGAUAUCGUGAUCAUGCCAUGACGCGGGAUAGCGAGGUUGACGACUACCUAGAGGAUCCUGACUCUUAA
Cadophora gregata is the source of this 1365-nucleotide messenger RNA. RefSeq lists its product as uncharacterized. The transcript has 2 exons. The coding region runs from base 1 to 1365 and encodes 454 amino acids. NCBI's taxonomy places the organism in Eukaryota, Fungi, Ascomycota, Leotiomycetes, Helotiales, Ploettnerulaceae. The record is from RefSeq and is a predicted model, not a curated record.